GAAGAAAAGAUACUUAACCUAACCAAAUGUAAUAUUAUUCCAAUUUCGAACCAGUUUCAAAUGAUCUUGAAGAACUUUCCAAAAAUUAUCAAUUUCAUAGGUACUGCCAGAGUAUUCGACGUUUCAAAAUGUACCAGACAUACUCGUAUGUUAUCGAAUGCUAUCAGGAACCCGGUUCCGAAAGUGGUAGUUCAGCCACCUGUGUAUAUCAAAACAGACCACCAUUACAAAAUCUGUAAACAAGAUACUAUACGGAAGUUGCAAGCACUGUUCGGACUUCGAAUAUAUGAAGCAACGGAAAUGUUUAUGAAAUUCAAGAAAUUUUCAACAAUACCAACAUACAGAGUGGGCGAAAAUUAUUUUUUCUGUGUCAGUCAGGGCAUGAGCAAGACAACUUUGAGGCAAUAUCCUGAGAUAUUAGCAGAGUCUGAUGUCCAAUGGAAAAUUGAAAAAUUAAAAAUAUUGAGAGAAGAUAUCAAUGUUUUAGCCCCUUUAAUUCUACUGAGCCAACCUGCAAUAACUAAUUUUCUAAGAAUGGAAAUUAAGGAAAAGAGAAUUGAAAAACUAGCCAAGAUGUUUGAGGUAGAAGAAGAUAGAAUGUGUCAAUUAAUGGUACAGAAACCAUUUUUAAUUACUCUGAAUCUUGAUUUUUUACAAACAAAUUUGCGACUUUUAACAGCAUAUGGUAUACCAAAAGCUGACAUUGUUAGAGAUCUUUGGGUACUAAGGUAUAGCUCAGCAUCAAUAUCAGAAAGAAUGGAGUUGGCAAGAAAGAACAAGAUUGAGAAGAUGAAAACCUGGAUGGUCAGAGCACAGCAAGAAAUAUUAGACAAUUACAUGAAAAGAAGAUCAGACAACAAAUCAAUACUGGGCAAUAACUCUCUGGUAGAAUACUUAUCAGAAAGAUUGGAUACUACAGAAGAUGUGGCUAGGUUCAUCAUUUCCAAACAGCCUGCUUUGCAGAAGAAAAGUUUGAAGAAAAUGAAUGAGAUGAUUGAAUUCCUUCUCAUCAAUGGUUUCAAGACAAUCCACAUUUGUAGGACCCCAAAAAUUCUAUUGCACAAAGUGGAUACAGUUAAGAAGAGACUGAAAGAGAUGAAGGAUAAUGAUAUGCAGCUUGAUGCCUUAUCUGUUUUAACUAAGAGUCAGAAACAGUAUGCACAAGCAUUGGAAUUACUCAAAGCAAAUAAAAGUAAAAUAAAGUAUGGAGUGCCUUUUUACUUUUUAAUAUACAUUGGAACCAAUGUAUGGCAAAAAUUGUGUUUUUGCAAUAGUUUGCUGCAGGAAUUGACAUUUUUACAAUACUUGAAGAGCAAUGUAUCGUAA
Molecule: messenger RNA, 1326 nt
Organism: Phaedon cochleariae (mustard beetle)
Lineage: Eukaryota; Metazoa; Arthropoda; Insecta; Coleoptera; Chrysomelidae
Source: the annotation of a GenBank genome assembly